GUACGUUUAUAAAGCCUACUUAAAUGUCCUAAUUGAACUAAGCCCUGUCUGUGAAAACGGGCCAAACUGUUUAUUUUCAAAUCUGAGUAGGCCAAUUAUUACGUUACCAAUAUACCAGCGAAAGAAAAGGGACAGAAAUUAAGGAAGUGAGCUUGUGGAGUAAGAGAGGAAGUGUUUUCUGAGGACUGCAUGAGGUACCGAGAUUGCACUUCAUGAUAUUUAGGGUCCUGUGAACUUCCACUGUGAUGUAAUAUGGCUUAACUUCCUGUGGUGUCUGAACAGAAAACAGUUCUUUACCACUUCUUUUGGAAACGAUGUGGAUGGUAAUAUCUAAGCUUUGAUGAAACAACGCAAGGAAAGAAAAAGACGUGGAUCCUUUUGGUUUUUAAAUGAAAAAUAAUAUAACAUUUUUUGUAUUACCUAUAAGGAUGUAUGCUGUCAAAUCUGUGCUGUGUUGGAUCGUAAUUCUGUGCUGUUGGCAGGAAACUCAAGCCAAAGCUACACUCUCUAUGCUGAACAGAACCAGAGUGGCACUAGCAGGAGAUAUUCUUGACUUCAACCUGUCAGUGGGCAUUCCAGCAAACUCCAGCUCGACCAUUGUGUGCUACACUCAAAAGAAGAACAUUUGGAGUAAAAAACUUAAAAGUGAAUUUUUUGACAGUACAGUGUCGGUGACAGCACGUAUCGAAAUGCACAACAGCUCCAGUUCUGGCAAUUACUACUUUCGUUAUGCAAAUAAGGAAGUGCAUUGGGUGGUUCAUGUGAGGGAUAAAGGUUACCAGGAGCCAGCUGAGGAGUUAGACAGUGGCAUCAUCGCAAUGAUGGCUUUCUCAGGAAUUCUUCUCAUCUUCAGUGUUGCUGGGUCACUUUGCUUAAUAAAGAGCUACAAGGAUCAACCUCCUUGUAGAGAUGACAAAAAUGAAGCGGCGAAGCAGAGACCAGAGGAGAGUGAUUGUGAGAUAUUGGAUGAGGAUGCUGCAUCUGCAUCACACUACAUGGCGCUACAACACAGAACAAGCUCCAUUUAUGAAACAUUGAAUCCAGAGAUGAUAAUGCAUGAAGAAAACACAAGGAAGAAAAAUUCAGAUAAAAAGCACCAUGAAGUGCAAGAAGAAGUAUUUGAUUCUCUCUAUGAAAACCUGUGAAUGAAUGAAUGAAUGAAUGAAUGAAUGAAUGAAUGAAUGAAUGAGUGAGUGAGUGAAUGAAUGAAUGAAUGAAUGAAUGAGUGAAUGAAUGAAUGAAUGAAUGAAUGAAUGAAUGAAGUUAAUUUUACCUGCUAGAAUGUACUUGGUGUCAAAUAAAGAUUUUUUUUUUAUAUAUAUAUAUAAUUUAAUAUUUUAUGGGCCAGUGUAACAUAAAAUAACAAAAUAAAUGAAAGAUUAAAACAA
This is a messenger RNA of Megalobrama amblycephala (Wuchang bream), 1388 nucleotides long. RefSeq lists its product as uncharacterized. NCBI's taxonomy places the organism in Eukaryota, Metazoa, Chordata, Actinopteri, Cypriniformes, Xenocyprididae. The transcript has 6 exons. The record is from RefSeq and is a predicted model, not a curated record. Gene Ontology annotation, cellular component: membrane raft. Gene Ontology annotation, biological process: regulation of B cell differentiation; B cell receptor signaling pathway; positive regulation of cytokine production. Gene Ontology annotation, molecular function: transmembrane signaling receptor activity. Bases 390 to 1145 code for a protein of 251 amino acids.